Molecule: messenger RNA, 1380 nt
Organism: Ilex paraguariensis (yerba mate)
Lineage: Eukaryota; Viridiplantae; Streptophyta; Magnoliopsida; Aquifoliales; Aquifoliaceae
Source: the annotation of a GenBank genome assembly
AUGCAGGAAGAGAAAUAUGUAAGUCAGAUCGAUCAACUAAAAGGUGAGAUGAAGUGCCUCAUUAAUGGAGUGAUGGACCCCUUGGCCAAGCUUGAGUUGAUUGAUGCAGUUCAAAGGCUAGGAUUGAAAUAUCAGUUCGAGAAAGAGAUAAAAAAAGCAGUAACUAGUAUUUAUGAAGAUAGCAACAAUGCAUGGUUAAGGGAUGAUAUUUAUGCAAUUGCCCUCCAAUUUAGGAUCCUUAGACAACAUGGGUGUAACGUAUCUCAAGACGUAUUUGAAAGGUUUUUGUGGGACAAGACGGGUGGUUUUAAGACAAGCUUUUGUGAGGAUGUGAAGGGGCUAUUGAGCUUGUAUGAGGCUUCUUUCUUUGGUUUCGAAGGUGAAACUAUCAUGGAUGAGGCCAAGACUUUCACAACAACACACCUGAAAGAUAUCAAAGGAGACAUACCACCAAGUUUGGCCAGAAAAGUAGGCCAUGCUUUGGAUAUGCCCCUGCAUUGGAGAUUGGAAAGAGUGGAGGCUAGAUGGUUCAUUGAUACAUACGAGCAAGAACAAAACAUGAAUCCUAUUUUGCUACGACUGGCUAAGUUGGACUACAACAUAGUGCAAUCUGUUUAUCAGAAAGAGGCCAGAAAAUUAGCAAGCUGGUGGGUGGACACCAACUUAAAUAAGAUGAGCUUUGCCAGAGAUAGACUUGUUGAACACUACUUUUGGAGCAUUGGAACAGUAUCUGAACCACAAUAUGGACCCUUUCGUUUUAUGACGACAAAGAUAAUAUGCUUCAUAACUAUUAUAGACGAUAUAUACGAUGUCUAUGGUUCAUUGGAAGAACUAGAGCUCUUUACAGAUCUAGUUGACAGAUGGGAUAUAAAUGGAAUUGACAAGCUUCCUUGCAAUAUAAAGACAUGCCUUCUUGCCAUGUACAACACUAGCAAUGAAAUUGGCUACUGGACAUUGAAAGAGCAAGGCUUCAACAUCAUCCCUUACCUAAGCAAAGCGUGGGCAGAUAUCUGUAAAGCAUUCUUGAAGGAAGCAAAGUGGUAUCAUGGUGGAUACAAGCCGACGUUGGAAGAGUAUUUGGAGAAUGCAGUGGUUUCCAUUUCGGUGCCUCUCAUAUUACUUUGUUGUUGCUUACUAACCACAAACAAAAUCACUCAAGAGGCAUUGGAUUAUAUCGACAAACUUCCGAGUAUCAUGCGCUAUUCCUCUAUGAUUGUUCGCCUCACCGAUGAUUUAGGAACUUCAUCGGACGGGGCAGUGCUUUUACCAAUAUGGAGAUGGGCAUGGUGUGCCAGACAGUUGGACGAAGGAUCAUUUGAUUUCUUUACUGGUCCAACCGAUACCAUUAAACUAGUGGUGAACAGAAUGCUUGGUUCAUGA